Molecule: messenger RNA, 2807 nt
Organism: Argiope bruennichi
Lineage: Eukaryota; Metazoa; Arthropoda; Arachnida; Araneae; Araneidae
Product: RNA-binding protein 5-like
Exons: 21
Coding region: 337-2556 (739 amino acids)
Biological process (GO): mRNA splicing, via spliceosome
Cellular component (GO): nucleus
Molecular function (GO): RNA binding
Source: RefSeq, a predicted model, not a curated record
UUUUAUAAAAUAUCUAAUUUGUUCCUUAUUUAAUUUUUAUUUAAUUAUGUAUGAUAAAUAUUUUUAACAGUUGUUUUUCGCAGUUCUGGUCCUUCGGGCCGAUUUAUCAAUCAAUAUCUGGCUUAGCUCUUGAGUUGCAUUUCCCGCUGUUUGUGUAUCUGUUUGCUAAUGGUGGACGUUUGUUUAUGAUAAAUUCUGCCAUUUUAGCUACAUAAAAAGUGCAUAGUAAAAUUUAGUUGCCAUAUAUUUUUCAAUAUUUAAUCUAAUUUGUUGUAUUGUCAAUUUUUUAUUUAAUCUGCUUUGUUAAUUGUUUUUAAUGCAAAGUGUGAACUUACAAUGGGGAGCAGAAGUAGAUCUGGACGUUUUGAAAGAGAGGACAGGGGUCGUGGAAGUCGAGAAGAAUCAUUUAAUUAUAGAGAGGGUGAAACAUCAGAUUCUAGGCAAAAACCCCCACUUCUACAAUUCACUACGGACAUAAAUCCUGCAAUUUUUUCUGGACCUAUUCCUCUUCCGUUGAAUCAGUCUUCCAGUAGAGGCCAAUUUAGCGGUAAUUAUCGCAGUGAAUGCUACAGUCCUGAUAAUUCUCAUGAAAGAAAAGGCCGUCGAGAUUCUUAUAAUUAUGAUGAUGAUGAGAGAAGAUCCAGGCGCCAUGAACGAGAUCGUUAUGAUCGGGAUAGAGACUAUGAUCGUGGUCGUGAUCGCAGCCGGGAUAGAGACAGAGGCCGUGAACGUGUACGAGAUCGGUCAUAUGAGAGAGAUGAUGAUCGUCGAAAUAGAGAACGUGAAAGGGUGGCAUCACGAGAUAGAGAUUGGAGGGAAGAAAUCCCUAAUAAUACUCUUAUGGUACGAGGGUUAGAUGGUAGUGUUACAGAAGCUGAUAUUGAAAAUGAAGUUGUGCGUUAUGGUCUUAAACCAAAAGACAUCAGAUUAAUUAAGGAAAAAGGAACAGGUGCAUCUCGCGGCUUUGCUUUUGUGGAGUUUCAAUUACUAUCCGAAGCCGUACGUUGGAAGGAACUUACCAAGGGUGUUGUAGUAUUCCAUGGAAAUAACAGGGCUAGUCUUCAUUAUAGUAUCCCAAAAGAUUUGUUAGGAGCUGAGCGUCAUGCAUUGAACAAAGCUGAUUGGGAUUGUCCAAAAUGUGGAAUGAACAAUUUUAAGAGGAGAGACUACUGCUUUAAAUGUGGUUCUGCAAGAGAAGAUACAUUUGAAUGGCAACAUGGAGAUUGUUAUAAUGAAAUCAGCUCUACUCCUUCAAAUACUUUGCUAUUUGGAAAUCUUGAUGUUUUAACUACAGAAGGUAGAGUUCUAGCUAUGUUAGGACAGUUGACAACUCUUCCAAUUAAAAGCCUACGAGUAGCAAAAGAUUCUUUAACAAAUACUUCACGUGGUUAUGCAUUUGUCGAAUUAAAUUCUACUUCAGAAGCAAUUCAAUUAUAUGAACUACUGCUAUCAAUGGGUGGAAACUUUUAUGUUGAUGGAAGACAAGUUACUGUGUCUUAUGCCAAGAGAUCUUUAGCAUCACGUAACAGUUCAGGCAGUGCUAAUGCCGCUAGUGUUGCUCUCGCUGCGGCACAGUGGACAAAUCAGAAACAAGAAGAUUCCUAUGACCAGUACUAUGGGAUGUCUGCUUCUGGUGCUGCUUCAGCAUCUGUAGACAACACUCAGUAUUCAAAUCUGGACACUUCUGUUCCAAAUCAGGCUCAUAUGGCAAGUUUAGGGACUGUGAUUGUGAAUGGUAUAACUUAUUAUAAAUAUCCAUUGCCCGAUAUUUCAACAUACCAGUAUGAUGAAUCUUCUGGUUAUUAUUAUGAUGCGUCAACUGGUUUGUAUUAUGAUGCUAAUUCACAAUAUUAUUAUAAUUCUGAGUCUCAGCAAUAUCUGUAUUGGGAUGGUGAACAUCAGACCUACUUGCCUGUGGCAGCUACUGAUGGAACUGUUCAGUCAAUCAUUUCAUCUCCACCUACUGUUACACCUCAAGGGAAUUCCAGUGCUAAUUCUACAGAACCAGAAGAACAAGAGAAGAAUAAAAAUAAAAAGGAAGAAAAAUUGGACAAAGUAAAGAUUGCAAAGAAAAUAGCUAAGGAUAUGGAGAAGUGGGCUAAAACAUUGAAUCAGAAAAAAGAAAAUGCAAAGCUGGGGAUUGUUGCAAGCCCUCCUGUGUCAAUUGCUCCCACUCAUAUUACAAUGGCCAGUGAUAUGUCAAGGCAUUCUGCAACGGCUGAUGCUGGCUUUGCCAUCCUGGAAAAGCGUACAACACUUGCAGAAAGAAAUGCACUAAUGGCUGAAUUGGAUAAUAAACUUAGUGUAUCAGCAACCAAAACAACACUUGUUUCCUAUGGAGAUGAUAGUGAUUCUGAUACUGAACCCGAUUCAUCACAGCCAAAUAUAAAGAAACUUGAAAACAAUAAAAUAGACGAAUCCAAAUUUGUGGAUUUAUCAAAAAUGGCUUGCCUGUUGUGCAAGAGACAAUUUCCUAAUAAAGAUGCUUUGACUCGACAUCAGCAAUUGUCAGACUUGCACAAGAAAAAUUUAGCCAAAAUAAAUGGGAGCACGUAGUGAAUUGGGAAGUUAGCCCAUGUCUUUCUGUAGAUCCUCAAAAUUUCAGCUGUGUAGUUUCUUUUUGUCAGUCUGCAAAUUCAAGAGUGGUUCUAUUUGACAUCUUGAGGAAAUUUUGAGAUUGUCUUUAUGUGUCAGUUGGAAGCAAUUCCUCACCGAUUCUUUUAUAUCAUUUCUGUGUAUCAUUACUUCCAAUAUAAGAACAUUUUCUCACUGUAACAUCUAAUCUUCCAUCUUGUUUUUCAUUAUUU